UCAAAGCUCCCUUAAUCAGCAUCAAGACUUCCGAGCCACUAGAGCUUGUAUGCAUGGACUUCCUUUCCCUAGAACCCUCUAAAGGAGGAAUAGAACAUGUCUUGGUUGUGACAGAUCACUUCACUCGCUACGCCCAAGCCUACCCAACCAAGAACAUGUCAGCAAAAACAACAGCAGAAGCCUUUUUCAGCAAUUUUGUCAUCCAUUAUGGUCUUCCAAAAAGAAUCCAUUCUGAUCAAGGAGCCAAUUUUACAGGGAAGGUGAUGCAGGAAUUGUGCCAGCUUCUGAAAAUAGAAAAGUCCCGGACAACGCCAUACCAUCCAAUGGGCAAUGGGAUGACAGAACGGUUCAACCGUACUCUUUGUAACAUGCUUGGUACUUUGGAACCAAAUGAAAAGAAGAACUGGAAGGCGCAUGUAGGUCCACUCGUCCACGCCUACAACUGUACCCGCCAUGAGACAACAUCUGUAGCUCCCUUCUUCUUGAUGUUUGGAAGACAUCCAAGACUUCCAGUUGAUCUUAUUUUUGGAUUGGACAUGGAAAUUCAGGAAAGCAAGUCCAUAACAGAGUACACCAAAUCCUUGAAGGACCGUUUGAGGCAAGCCUAUGACAUAGCUUCAACAGCAUCUCAGAAAUCUCAGGCCAAGCAGAAGACUUACUAUGACCAGAGGGCCAGAGCUGCAAUGUUGGAACCAGGAGAUCGAGUCCUUGUAAAGAUUGUGGCCUUUGAUGGAAGACAUAAAUUAGCUAACAGAUGGGAGGAAGAUGUAUAUGUUGUGCUGCGCCAUCCAAAUCCAUCGAUACCUGUCUUUGAGGUUGGAAAGGAGAAUGGAGAGGGAAGAAAUAGAGUGCUACAUCGUAACCUCUUGCUGCCAGUUAGUUCUUUGCCAGUCAAAAUGCCACCAGCCAUUAAACCCAGACGACGACAAGUACCAAUACCUGUGCCUAAGCCGAGGAAGAACACGGCUGUCGAAACAAGUGAAGAUCUGUCUGAUGAGGAAUCAGCAAUUGGCUAUACCCGUUCUUCAGAACCUUCAGUUCCUACUGAGAUCACAGUGGAAAGGCCAACUGAAGGAGAGUCAGAAGAAGCUUUAGAAGGAGAUGAGACUCCUACUGAAGAAGGGAGGGAAGAAGAAGAGCCAACUGAUAAUACUGUUCACCAGAACGAGCAAGAUGAAGACAGAUCUGAGACUGGGGCCACAGGUAGUGAGGAUGACAGAGAAGAACAACCCAAUUUGCAGCCAGAAGAUGCUUCUCAGCCACGGCGGUCAACCAGAACCAGGUCACAGCCCAACUGGAUGAGAAGUGGAGAAUAUGUUCUUUCUGCCAUAAGUGAUCCUGGAAAUCCAGAAUGGCUUGCCAGAGCCAACUAUCUCAAUUCUCUGCUAGCUGAUGAUAGAUUCCGGGAUCAGCGACACCGAGUGGCUGAUACUCUUCUCGAUCUUGUCAGCGGCAAGGUCAAAUGAUGAGACAUCAUUUUCCUGUGGGGGGAAGUAUGUGGCAGACACAAGUAUUAACAUACAGUUUUGUUGUAUAUAUGUUUUAUCUAUUUGAGGUCCUUUAGGUUUGUAUGUUAUUUUAAGUUGUUAGGAAAGUAGGUUCUUAAUUCAAUAUAUAUUAUGGGCUUCUGGAUUAGUUUACUUAUAAUGUAGAGGGUGGUUGGGUUGGUCUAUGUUUGUGUCAUUGUUUCUCCUCUUUGUUCUAACCCAAGCCUUGUUUUCAUUGGCUUGUUCAAACUGUGCACUUUUCAUCCAUCUUGCACUUGACAAUACACCAAUUCAGAAGUCAGUCAACAAUUUGGACUCGGACAGAUCUGGGAUAAAUAAUUCGAUUAUUAAGGUUAGUAAUCUAUAAAAUUGCUAGCUAAUAUCUAUGUAUUUGUAUAAUAAUAUAACUUAUGUUAUCUAAGUUAUGUGGAAUGUAAUUUCAGUAUUAUUAACAUGCUUAUCUUUGGUAUGGUGAUUGUGUCACCAUAUUACUAAGUUAAUAAUUAAAUAAGGCUAAGUAAACACUAUAAAUGCUUGUCAUCCUUCUUCUUCCUGUGUGUGAAUGUUUGAGUGAAUGCGUUGAUUUUUAUCAUUGUGUAAAUACUGAAUUUGUAUGCAAUGUCAAUCAUUGUAUGGUAGUUAGUAGUUAGUUAUAUUUCCUAAAUUGUAUUCUGUAUGUUACAUUUAUUCAUAGUUGAUUCUGUAAUUAGGAGCGUGCUGACAGCUACAAAGCUACCACGCCAGGCGGCUGCCUAGAGAGGACAAACACCCCAGUGUCACCCACAGGGGUGUCAUUGUUAUCUACUAAUAAGGCAAUAAAGACUCACACCCGUAGCCUGUG
Molecule: messenger RNA, 2328 nt
Organism: Haliotis rufescens (red abalone)
Lineage: Eukaryota; Metazoa; Mollusca; Gastropoda; Lepetellida; Haliotidae
Exons: 2
Coding region: 54-1466 (470 amino acids)
Biological process (GO): DNA integration
Molecular function (GO): nucleic acid binding
Source: RefSeq, a predicted model, not a curated record